AUGGUGCCCGACACCGAGUUCUCUGAGGCACUUAGUAAGCCUCUCAAUGUUAUUCAACAGAUUCACAACGAUGCGCAGGACAAGUCGCCCUCCAAUAUUACGAAACUCGUCGAAACACACUUCCGUCACCUGUUUGCUUCACCCGAUGCGAGUGCAAAGAUCCCGCUGUUGUCGCCGGAUAACAUCAGCCAGCUGCUGCCACCUUUGAAUACUGAUGCGCCGAUUGCGCACCGGUUGGUUCGCUUUCGCGCAAUGAUCCAGGACACGGGUCUCGGGACAGAGGUGUUCCUGGCAAAGCACCAGCACGCUGGACGCACAUUUACAGGUCUGUAUGGCGGCGAAGCAAGCAUUGGAAACUCAUCUGAUUCCUCGAACCAAGCGGAUCAUAACGAGCUAGAUCAUCAAAAUCUAGCUGAAAGGACGGUCAUGUAUGUGGUAUCGCUACCUGGCCAGUCUGUAUGGGCGGCAAACGCACAUCGCGAAGCCAUUGCAGGACCAAAUUCUGACCCUUCCUUGGACGAACUAGUCAUGGAUACUUCAGCGGUAUCCCUCAACGAGGCAGUAUCGCCGAAAAGGGUACAAGAAGUUCGCGAACGCAUUCGCAAAGCGGUCGCAAAGGGCAAAAAGAUUGGUUCGGCAGGCAAGGAGCCACGACUGGUCGCCAUUUCAAAACUUCAUCCUCCCUCUGCUAUCCUUGCAGCCUACAGGCAGGCCGGACAACUCCACUUUGGCGAGAACUAUGUGCAAGAGAUGGUCGAUAAGGCCAAGGUGCUUCCACGCGAGAUUCGUUGGCACUUUGUCGGUGGUUUGCAGAGCAACAAGGGCAAGCUGCUAGCCUCGAUUCCAAAUCUGUAUCUACUUGAAACGCUCGACUCGGUCAAGGCUGCCAACGUGCUGCAAAAGGCACUUGCGUCGCCGGAUGCUGCUAAACGUGACGAACCUUUGCGCGUCUACCUCCAGGUCAACACCAGCGGAGAGGAAGCCAAGAGUGGUCUCGCACCCAUUCUGGCUGUGGAUGCUGAGCAAGCCAGGGAGAGCGACUUGCUCCAACUGGCUGUUCACGUUAUCACAAAGUGUCCCAACCUGCGCCUGCGUGGUGUUAUGACUAUCGGUGCAGCCGCCAAUAGCUCAAGCGCCGAUGCUGAGGCAGCCAAGAGCGUCGACGAGAUCGUGUCUGCCAACCCAGACUUUGAGAGGCUCAUCCAGACGCGUGCCAAUCUUGUGCAGCUACUCCGCAAAAGCGAAAAGGUGCAGACGGCAGAUGCAUCGCACAUUAAGGAGGCAUAUAGCGAGCUCUUGGACGGUUCCGAUGCGCAUGGCGGUCUCGAACUUAGCAUGGGUAUGUCCGCGGAUAUGGAUGUAGCGACCAUGGCUGGCAGUGAUAACGUGCGAGUGGGUACGGACUGCUUCGGCCGCCGUCCUGCGACGAGAGAAGAAGCCAUGAGCGCUAUGAAGCACGAGCUCGAAGUUGGGCCGGAGGCUGCUGCAGCCGAGUCUACUCAUCAGCGUGGCUCGCAGAGUCUGUUGGCUUCAUCCACAACGGCCGAUGCGCGCAUGCCAAACUUGUGCCGCGCCUACCUUGCCAAGUCUCCGCUUCCCGAUACUCCGCACGUUGGUGGAUUGGUCAAGCUAUACGACCUGGAUGCAGCGGAAAAGUUCAAGACGACCGAGCUCAUUGAAGUGGUAGGAAUCCUUGAAACGGCUGCUCUUCCUCAAGCUGAAUGGCAAGACACUGGCUCCGCUGCUGCAUCGUCGUCCGAGCCUGCGCAGGUGCCUUGCAUCCACGCAAUCUAUGCUGCCCCUGCGGAACUCGACUCUAUCGGUUCGGAGGAAUCAUCGUCAACGCCCGACGCAAAUGUUCUGUCUCAGCCGACGCAGAGGCAGGCUCUGAUCGAUUUCCUCGCUGGUGCGCUGGGCGGUGACAAGGUCGCCGCUGAGCUGGUACUGUUAGCUGUGAUCGCUCGCAUUCACGUUCGUCGCGCAAAUCUCUGCCUUGGCGCGCUCACGCUGAACGUUUCAAACUUCGCAGCACCGCCUUCGUCGUCGUCGCAGACUCAGUUGUCACUUCGACUGAAACAGCUGCUCCCUGCGGUGGUGGACGUUUCUAUGGACCUUGGUGCACUCAACGAUGAUAAGAGGCCACUCUACCCCAAGAGUGCCGGAGGGGCCACCGGUCUCGAAGCAGGGCAACUUCAACUGGUCAAUGGGACGACAAUCCUCGUCAAUGAAGGCGCCAUGGGCGAGGGACAGCUCAAAGACACCGGCAUUCACAACAUCAAAGCACUUUCCUCGGUACUGGAAUCAUACAAGCUUCCGUAUGCUUUUCCCUACUCGGAGUUUGAGUUCGACACGGAUCUCAACGCUGUGAUUCUCAGUCAGGGUAAGAGCUUCUUGCCCUUUGAUGUUCAGUGCCCUUUGCAGCCGAUGGAUGGAGCUGUGGAGCUGUACUCGAGCUCGCUUCCUCAGGUCGACCAAGCUCAACUAUGGACAUGGAGAAAAGCUCUCUCGAACGCUCGAAAUCUUGCAACUGCUAAAGCAUUCGUGAUUCCCGAGAGCGUCAGUGAGCACAUCCAGCAAGAAUUUGUGGCCGAGAGGCGAAAGGAGCAAGAGGAUGCAAAGCACUCGCACGGUGGUGUGGGCAGCAAAGCAGAAGGGCUAGGUCAAGAGGAUUUACUGCGAAGGAUGUCGAUCGUUCGACUGCUCGCAUUGUCAUACGGAGAAAAGAGUCUGAGCAUCGAGACGUGGAGUAAAGCUGUCGAGUUGGACAAGCUGCUUGCGCAGCGUGUGACUGCAGUCCAACAGCAACAGCAGCGAUCGCAGCAUGCUUCUGCCACCAUGUCUGGCGCUGCCAGUGUGUCUCGCUGA
Mycosarcoma maydis (corn smut) is the source of this 2865-nucleotide messenger RNA. RefSeq lists its product as uncharacterized. Gene Ontology annotation, biological process: DNA-templated DNA replication. Gene Ontology annotation, molecular function: chromatin binding; pyridoxal phosphate binding. Bases 1 to 2865 code for a protein of 954 amino acids. The transcript has a single exon. The record is from RefSeq and is a predicted model, not a curated record. NCBI's taxonomy places the organism in Eukaryota, Fungi, Basidiomycota, Ustilaginomycetes, Ustilaginales.